This is a messenger RNA of Oryzias melastigma (Indian medaka), 2009 nucleotides long. RefSeq lists its product as uncharacterized. Lineage: Eukaryota; Metazoa; Chordata; Actinopteri; Beloniformes; Adrianichthyidae. The record is from RefSeq and is a predicted model, not a curated record. The transcript is spliced from 2 exons. The coding region runs from base 1 to 1482 and encodes 493 amino acids.
AUGUCAGCAGACAGACGGAAUAAAAUUGAGGAAAACAAAAUGAGGGAAAAAACUGCAAGAGAGCUAGAUGAAAGAUAUGAUAAAGCAAUGAAAGCCAUGGAAAAACAGGUUGAAGACGCACAAGCCCAGUACAAAGAAUCAAUGGAUUCCCUCCCAAAUGGGUGGGAAAUGAUUGGCAUGGAUAUAGUUGAAGGACUUGGACAGGUAGUCACUAAUAUGGGAAAUGCCAUUGUCUCAACGUGCUCAAAAUUGACAACACUGGGAGAUUGUAGUGAAAUUGUGGACAUCUUCUUAGAAUUACCAAUCAACACCAAGGCUUCACAGAUUCUUCAACAAGCAACAACACUCCAAGAAUUCAUGAACGGAGAUGAAAUAAACUGGAAGGAUCUGUAUGACCAGAGGAACAAGAGUGCAAAAUCUAAAUUAAAUGAAAAACAGUUUAAAAGGAUCUCUAAGGAGAUAGAGAAUGAAGAAAACAGCAAAGCCAAAGAUGAAGCUCUCUCUCUGUGUAAGAGUGGCUUCGCCAUCUGUGAACAGAUUGCAAUGUAUUCUCCAGACAAGAAAUGGGACAAGAAAACAACAAAAAAGCUGAUUGAGGACGUAAAGAAGCUGUAUGAAGAUGCUCAUAAGUUUGACAGUAAGAGUAAGAAAGACUCUGGUAUUUCAGCUUUUGCUCCCAAACCUCCAUUGAUGUCCAAAACAGAAGAGAAUUCUGGACAUCAGCGUGCCAGCCAGAGAGCAGCAGAGAAUGCACGAUUUAAAAUCGAGCAGAGCAGAGAACAGCUGAAGCAAUCCAGAGAACAAUAUAACAAGGCUGUGGAGAGAAUGGAGAGAAACCAGAAAGAGCUGACUGACAUCCUGGUUGAGAUGCAAAACUGCAACAUUAAAGAGAUUGAGUUUGACACCACGAUCAAAAUGCUGGUCAAAGGUAUGGAUGCCAUGGGCCGAGUGAAAGAGCAGUGGGAGAAGAUGGUGCGCUUCUUCCAGAUGGUGGCAAAUAUUGUGAAAACCAGUCUUUCAAAAACCAUGAAACAUUUCGCACAGAGUGCUAAAGAUGCACAAACACUGUCCUACAAUUCCAGGCUCUUUACCAAAGACCUGAUGUACAACCAGGCCUUUCAAGCUUCCAACAUCGCCAGUCUGGUCCAUAUGAUCUCAGGGACCUACUGUGAAGUGUCCAGCAAAUACCUGAUGGACCGGGUCAGCAGCCUGGGUAAGCUCAUGGCUUUGGACAAGGAUAAACCAGAGUUCCUCCAAGAGCGCCUAAAGCUGCAGGACUCCUGCAAAGAAGCUCAAGAAAACAUCUUAAAAUUGGUGAUACAAAACAAGAAAGAUUUUGAGAAAAACACAGAUACCAGAAUGGCACAAAUUGAAGGUGGGCUGAAGGCCGUUCUCCCUGCUGCUGACCCAGAGGAAACUAAAAGGAUCCAAGAAAUUGUUCAAGGUGCCAUGACAAAGGAAGACCUAGAUCUUUACACUUAAACACAGUUUGGUGCAUAUAAAGGGGAUAUAUUGAUAAAGGGGCUGUUCUAAUAAAACUGGAAUAAUAAAUGGGUGAUUCUGUUUCUAGAUAAAACGUUUUGAUAUAAUCAAAUUAGUAACUUGUUUGUACAUAAUCACUGGUGACGAGGUGGUAGUGUUUGAAAUAAUGAAUGAUUUAUUUUUUUGGAGGGGAGGGGGUUGGGUUUUUUUCUCUUUUUUAACUAUCUUUGUUAACAUGCUGGUAGUCAUUGAUGUGGUUCUGUGUGUUUAUGUUGAGACCAAAUGUUCCUUGUUGUACUUAAAUUUAGGCAGUUAGAAAUUUGCAGCUUCAAUAAAAGAAUAUGCAAACUUAAUUUGAUAUUAGUGUGUAGGAGCUCAGAGGAAACCAUUCUUCAGAUGGAAAAAAAAACUGUUGUGAAGCACCAAAGAUGUAUUUUUGAUCCUCUAUGAAAUACUUAAUAUUUGAUAUAACACUUUGUAAGAGAAUCAUGAAAUAUGGCUGUAUCCAAUAAUGAUAAUUAUCUUAA